This is a messenger RNA of Musa acuminata subsp. malaccensis (wild Malaysian banana), 1003 nucleotides long. RefSeq lists its product as uncharacterized. Lineage: Eukaryota; Viridiplantae; Streptophyta; Magnoliopsida; Zingiberales; Musaceae. The record is from RefSeq and is a predicted model, not a curated record.
GGGUUAGCCGGAAGAGACGCGAUCGCUGAGCUCGAGUCGAUCUCGAACUAGGGUUUGGGUAUCUUUACUCGCCUCGCAGCGCACAAACAUGUCAUUCCGAUGGUCUACGGUCCAAAGAUGAGCAGCCUCGGUGCGAAAACCGGCAACACGGCGGGGGAUGAUCCGCAAGCGGAGGUCGAAGAUCUACUGCGGGCCACCGAGGACGAUGUCCUCCUCAAACUCCGAGUCGGCGGCCACAUCGCCUCUCGCCACUUAUCGUGCUCGCUGUUGGACUACGACCUGGCCCGCCGCUUCGAGGCCCUCAAGGCGCCCCCUCCGCAUCCCCCAUCGGCCGCGCAGCGUCGGCCUUCGGCGCCCGAACCUGUGGAAAAGGGUGAGGCCUCAGCAGCAGCGGAUGACGGGAAGUGGGGAAGGGUCCUCGGGGACGACCUCGCGGCGAGAUUCGCGGCACUCAAGGGCUCCUCCGGUUCCAGGGGCUCGGAUCGUGGGCUGCCGAGGUCGGAUCUGCUACCCGAAGGGAAGAGAUCCCACGACGACGACGACGACGACAAAGAAGAGGUAGAAGAUGAUGAUGAUACUGACGAGGAUGGGGUUUCGAAGAAGGAGGUGGACAAAUUGUUGCAGUGGGCGAUCGACGCGGCGCGUCUGGACCCUUCGAAGAGCGAUGACGACGAGGAGGACGGCGGUGACGGUGGGAGCAGCGAGGAUGAGGAGGAUUUCGAGGUGAAGAGGAAGGUGGGGGAGGAAAGGAUCAAGAACAAGCGGAAGCCGAAGAAAUGGUUCUUCUUCUAGCUCUUGGAUCAAGUACAAGAAGGUCUCCGGACAUCCGUUUUCCAUCUUCGUAUGGAGCGCUUUAUAGCAGUGGUUUGUUCAAUGUCUGUGGAUUGCAAAUGCUGUUAAUUUUAGGAGGGUUCUUCAUUUUGAAUGCCUGUUUGAUGCUUUGCAUAGAGAAUUUGUACAAGCUCAUGAAAAUAAAGUCACUAGCCACUGUUUUGCUCCAUAA